Molecule: messenger RNA, 5187 nt
Organism: Amblyraja radiata (thorny skate)
Lineage: Eukaryota; Metazoa; Chordata; Chondrichthyes; Rajiformes; Rajidae
Gene: eif5b
Product: eukaryotic translation initiation factor 5B
Exons: 24
Coding region: 110-3766 (1218 amino acids)
Biological process (GO): translational initiation
Cellular component (GO): cytoplasm; mitochondrion
Molecular function (GO): translation initiation factor activity; GTPase activity; GTP binding
Source: RefSeq, a predicted model, not a curated record
GCGCCGGCAGCGCGUCCAAACACGUGCGGCGCAUGCGCGGAGCCCUGCAACCACCAUAUGUCUGGAAGAGAUUUUUAAAAAGUGACAGAGUCGUGAAACUGCGAAGGAGAUGGGAAAGAAGCAGAAAAACAAGAGCGAGGACAAUGCCAAAGAUGACAUUGACAUUGAUGCUUUAGCAGCAGAGAUUGAGGGAGCAGGAGCACCUAAACCCAAGGCUGGAGGCAAAAAGAAGAAAAAGAAAGAAUUUGAGGAAGAUGAUAUUCUGAAGGAACUUGAAGAUAUGUCACUAGAGAGCCAUGGGAAAAAGGAUCAUAAAGAUGCAGCUAAAUCAUCAGCAAAAAAGGAAGAAAACGAUAAUGAACCUGAACUAGUAAAUAAAAAAGAGAAGAAGAAAAAGCCUUUGAAAAGCCAAAAAUCUAGUUUUGAUGAUGAAGUCGAACAUGAAGAGAUGGGAUUACCAAAAGCCAGAGGUCAGAAGCAGAAAUCUGACGACUCAGACGACGAUGAAUUAGCUGAACAGACUUCUAGGAAGAACCAGAGACCUCUGCAAAAGGUCGAAAUUUCAGAAAGUGAGGAAGUUGAAAAGAAUCAAGAAGAUUCACUCGAUGACAGUGAUGAAGAACCUGAAGAGUUUUCUCAAAACAAGAAGAAAAACAAAAAUCAAGAAAGUAAAAUCAAGAAAGGUGAAAGCGAUGAGGAAGAUGCGGGUGACUCCACAUUUAAACUAAAAACAGCUGCCCAAAAAAAAGCAGAAAAGAAAGAAAGAGAACGUAAGAAGCGUGAGGAGGAUAAAGCUAAACUUCGAAAGCAGAAAGAAAAGGAUGAUGUUGACCGACAGAAAAAGGAAACCGAGCUGGAAACUAAAGUCCAGAAAGAUGCAGGUGAACUUACUUCUAAAAAAGAAUCUGAAACGACAACAGUCACUCCAAUUACUGAAGUUAAAGGAAUUGAAGACACUGGAGGUGCUGAAGGUGAAGAAAAUGAUGGGGAGAAAAAGAAAAAAGACAAAAAGAAAAAGAAAGAAAAGGAUGAAAAAGAGAAGAAGAAAGCAGGUCCCAGUAAAGCUACAGUGAAAGCAAUGCAAGAAGCACUUGCAAGGUUAAAAGAAGAGGAAGAAAGACAAAAAAGAGAGGAGGAAGAACAUUUACAACGGUUGGAAGAAAUGGAAGCCAAACGUUUGGAACAAGAGAAAUUAGACCAAGAGCGAAGAGAAAAAAAGAAGCAAAAAGAAAAAGAAAGGCGAGAACGUCUAAAGAAGGAGGGCAAGCUAUUGACGAAAUCCCAGAAAGAUGCCAAAGCAAGAGCUGAGGCCACACUUGAACUACUCCGCGCUCAAGGUGUGGAAGUGCCAUCCAAAGAUUCAAUGCCAAAGAAACGGCCAGUCUAUGAUUCAAGGAAAAAGAAAAAGCAGCAGGGGAACAAAGAAGAAAGCAAAGAGGAAAACAAAGAAGAGGAAACUAAAGAAGCUGUGAUGGUCAGUCCAACCCCAUUACUUGAAAUUGAAGAACCCGAGGUGACUGAGGCACCAGAAAUAGUUCCAGAAGCUAUAACAAUGCCUGAAGUAAAAAGUGACGAUGCUGAUCUUGAUGAUUGGGAAGCAAUGGCAAGUGAUCAUGAACAGGAAAAAGAAGUGAAAACUAUUCACAUUGAAGUAAAAGAAGAUGCUGAAGCGGGGGACAAUGAGGAAGAUAAUGACGAGGAUGAUGAAGAGGAAGAAGAGAGUGAGGAUGAUGAUGCAAGUGAGGAGAGUGAGGUUGAAGAUGAAGAAAGGAGUUUUGAUGAAACUAGAACAGCAUCACAGAAAGUGGGAAAAGAAUCGAAAAUAGUAAAGAAUGCAAAAUCAAAACUGACCAAAGAAAUUAGCUCCGAUUCUGAAGAGUCUAAUUCAGAUGAUGGCAAGACUAAAGAAGAACGAAUAUAUGAUGAAGCAAAGCGGCGAAUUGAGAAACGCCGAGCAGAAAACGCCUUGAAUAUAAAUACUGAAAAGCUACGAGCACCAGUUAUAUGUGUUCUUGGACAUGUUGACACUGGGAAAACCAAAAUUUUGGACAAGCUUCGUCAUACCCAUGUCCAGGAUAGUGAAGCAGGUGGUAUAACCCAGCAAAUUGGUGCAACCAAUGUUCCGCUUGAAGCGAUCAGUGAGCAAACUAAGAUGGUGAAAAAUUUUGACAGGGAUAACAUUAAAACACCAGGAAUGCUGAUCAUUGAUACCCCAGGCCACGAGUCCUUCAGUAACUUAAGAAACAGAGGAAGUUCUCUCUGUGAUAUUGCUAUCCUCGUGGUUGAUAUCAUGCAUGGAUUGGAGCCCCAGACUAUAGAAUCCAUUAACCUGCUAAAAGAGAAAAAAUGCCCUUUUAUUGUUGCACUUAAUAAGAUUGACAGAUUGUAUGAUUGGAAGAAGAGUCCAGAUACAGAUAUCGUUACCACACUGAAGAAGCAGAAAAAGAAUACAAAAGAUGAAUUUGACGAGAGAGCCAAAUCUACUAUUGUUGAAUUUGCACAACAGGGUCUUAAUGCUGCGUUAUUCUUUGAGAACAAGGAUCCACGUACGUUUAUCUCAUUGGUACCAACAUCUGCUCACACUGGAGAUGGUAUGGGAAAUCUUAUUGCACUAUUGGUGGAACUAACUCAGACUAUGCUUGCAAAGAGACUAGCAUAUUCUCUGGAGUUAAGAGCUCAAGUUAUGGAGGUAAAAGCUCUUCCUGGAAUGGGGACGACAAUUGAUGUGAUCCUAAUCAAUGGUGUUAUGAAGGAAGGAGAUACAAUGAUUGUUCCUGGAGUUGAAGGUCCUAUCGUUACACAGAUCAGAGGUCUUCUGUUACCACCACCUCUCAAAGAAUUGAGAGUGAAGAAUAUAUAUGAGAAACAAAAGGAAGUCUGGGCUGCACAAGGUGUGAAAGUACUCGCAAAAGAUUUGGAGAAAUCUCUUGCAGGUUUACCACUACUAAUAGCCCACAAGGAUGAUGAAAUUGCCGUUCUAAAGGAUGAGCUCGAACACGAACUGAAGCAAACGCUGAGUUGUAUUAAACUGGAGGAUAAGGGUGUUUAUGUACAAGCUUCUACAUUGGGAUCUUUGGAAGCGCUCUUAGAAUUCCUUCGACAGUCAAACGUGCCAUAUGCUGGGAUUAACAUUGGACCUGUCCAUAAAAGAGAUGUGGUGAAAUCAUCAGCCAUGCUUGAACACGAUAUUCAGUAUUCAGUCAUUCUUGCAUUUGAUGUGAAGAUCGAACGUGAUUCCCAGGACCUUGCUGAUACACUCGGAGUCAGGAUCUUCAGUGCAGAAAUUAUCUACCAUUUAUUUGAUGCUUUCACAAAAUACAGACAGGAUUACAAAAAACAGAAGCAAGAAGAAUUCAAGCACAUAGCUGUUUUUCCUUCAAAACUGCGAAUUAUUCCUCAGUUCAUCUUUAAUUCUCGUGAUCCAAUUGUAAUGGGAGUUACAAUAGAAGCUGGCAUUCUGAAACAAGGCACUCCAAUAUGUGUUCCUUCAAAAAGUUUUGUCGAUAUUGGUAUUGUUACCAGUAUAGAAGUGAAUCAUAAACAAGUUGAUGUUGCCCGGAAAGGCCAAGAGGUCUGCAUUAAAAUAGAACCUAUACCUGGAGAAUCUCCAAAAAUGUACGGACGGCACUUUGAAGCUACAGACUUCCUUGUCAGUAAGAUCAGCCGACAAUCCAUUGAUGCCUUGAAAAAUUGGUUCAGAGAUGAGAUGCAGAAGUCCGAUUGGCAGCUCAUCAUGGAAAUGAAGAAAACUUUUGAAAUUAUCUAAUGCAGUUUGUUUUCAUUUCCAAACUUCAGCAAAGGGAGGACGGAGUGAGAUUUAAGGUCUCUGCUUAAACAAGACUUUGUAAUAAGCCAUGCUGGAGUGCUGAAGAGCCAGAAUCCAGAGUAAAAAGUGGUUAUAACUAGUAAACGUUUUCCAUGACAAACCAAAAAAUUUACACUGGUUUGACAGUGAUCAGUUUUACAUAUUCUGACAAUUCUCAAGGUGCCUGGUUAUUUUUCCUGCCCGCCCUUAUCUUCAGGACUGGUUGCUGUUUUUAAAUCUUCCCUUUCAUUACAUGGAACUUGAAAGCAGUGCUCCCCAAUCAUUUUAACUGUGUGAAAUAAUGAAUAAAAAGCAUUUGAAUCCUGUGAGCUACAGUGCAGAAGCAGUGUACAGCCUUUUUGACAAGUAAUUUUGGAUCUAGGGAGAUUUUCUCUAAUCCAAUAAUUCCUUUUCUCAGUCACUUCAUUACACAUACUCUGCUUUUGUGCCUAUGAACUUUUAUAGAGAAUUAGGUAAUAGAAUUCCACCUGCAUUGUGAAAAAAAACAUAGAGCAGCCUUUUAUUGUUUGUACAGCUGAUGGUUGUGUGACCCAGACUGUAAACUUUCAAAGCUGAAAUCACAAAUAAAGCUGAAAAUGAUGACAUUUGUAUUUUUGAUAAUGUAUCAUUCUAAAAACAAUUAUAAUUGAUGGGUAGGUGGAAGCUAAUUGUUGACAAAACAGAAAGCCCAGAAUGGCUGGCCAAAUUUGUGCACAGGAAACAAAGCAUUGUGCUUCACAGUACAAUGGCUGCAUGUGUUGCUGUUAUUUGAAAGGUUUCAUUGCACAUAACUCCCAACACCACUUGUCUGAAGUCUGAAGAAGGGUUUCGGCCCGAAACGUUGCCUAUUUCCUUCGCUCCGUAGAUGCUGCUGCACCCGCUGAGUUUCUCCAGCAUUUUUGUGUACCUACCACUUUCCACCUUCCUGGAAAGGUGUUAACCUCAUUGUUCUUUGAGCAACUGCUAUCCUCUGAUACUUCUCUCAGUUGCUAGUCAUUUUGUAUGAGACCAAUGUGCAUGGUUUUGGGGUACAGUCACAGUUGAGUGUAAUUCAAUUUUCAUGUCAAUGGAACUGAAUUCCCAACUGCGGGGUAGUGGUUAUGUGGGGACGUUGAAAGACUGACUGAAAGCAGCUGAAACCAAUUGUUUUUAGUAUUUGAACAUGCCUCAAAAUAUUGGUACAUAGAUUAACUUAGGCUGGAUGUAGGGAAUAGUAAAAAUGUGAGAUCUAGAUAGAUUCCAUUUGCCAUUAUUACUACAUGCACAUGUUUUUAGAUUUCUCUUCAUUCUUUAUCAAGUUUGAAAAAUGCUUUGUGUACAUUUGUUCAAAUGGUAGUAAGCUUGUUUAUAUGAAAUAAAACAAGAAUGAUUAGUUGCCCAAA